UUGCAAUUAAAUGCAUCUUAGAUCUCUCUCUGUGUGAAAUUUAAAUCCUAAUUUGGCUCCGUUAAAUCAAAAGAAGCAUUGCAAUUGUAGGAAUUAUAAAUUUGUUCAUCAAUGACGGAGGAUAAUUGCCCUAGAGAACCCAUAGACUCCAACUCUUCAUCAACCAAGCAAAGGAAAAGGAGAAAAUGGGAUCAGCCAGCGGAUACAUUUGUUCCAGAAGGAGUAGCGGUACCUGGAAUUUUUCCAAUGGCAAACAUGGGUUCUCUUGCUGGUAUCCCACUACCUGGUGUAGCUCCAGUCAUAGGUGCUGCUUUCACGAAUCCUCUUACCGCUGUUGGUGCUACUACAAUGCAGCAGCUUCCCGUCAUUGUUGCACAGAAAUUAAUUCAGCCGAAAAUUCAGGAUGAGCUGAUAGCGAGAGAAAUUGUCAUUAAUGAUGCUGAUCCGGCUGUUCGCUACAGGCUCACAAAGCGCCAAACACAAGAAGAGAUUCAGAAGAGUACGGGUGCUGUGGUUAUAACUAGGGGUAAAUACAAGCCUCCAAACACACCAUCUGAUGGUGAAAAGCCCCUCUACCUUCAUAUUUCUGCUGGGGCACAUCUAGAAACAACAGUUGAGAGGAUCAAAGCAGUUGAUCGUGCUGCUGCUGCAGUGGAGGAAAUGCUGAAGCAAGGUCUUGUUAACAAUGGAUUAAAGGUCAAUCAUCUGCUGAGUACCUGUGUGUACCUGGGCUUUGAGGCUGAUCCGUCAGCAAAUAUUACAGUGCGCAUUCGUGGACCAAAUGAUCAGUAUAUAAAUCACAUUAUGAAUGAAACUGGAGCAACUGUAUUGCUAAGAGGACGUGGUUCGGGAUAUUCAGAUGGAGGGCAGGGUGAAGAUGUGCACCAACCUCUGCAUUUACUCAUUUCAAGCAAUAACACUGCAAGUCUUGAGCGUGCGAAGCUUUUGGCAGAAAAUCUUUUGGAUACUAUUUGUGCAGAGUGUGGUGCUUCUAGAGUCUCUUCUUGUAAGGUUUAUGGUGCUGUUCCGCCGCCACCGCAACCGUUAGCUAGCGUUCAGGGUUCUGGAAGUGAAUCAGAAGUCAAUAACAUACCUGCAACCAAUGUAGCUGCAGCAGCAGCAGUUCCCGUGACUGCAGUUGGUGGUGUGACUAGUGUUGUUUCUCAGGGUACAGUGCCUCAAUCUCUAGGCUCAUUGCAUUCUGUGCCAUCUCAACCUCCCACCGGGGUCUAUCCUCAUCAAUUAGUUACAAGUAGAACAAGCUAUAUUGGUUAUGAUGGUAUAUAUCCCCAAGCCACUGCUCUGCAGCAAGUUGCUUUGGCUCUUAGGCAGUCUACUUCUCCAGUCACUGCCACAGUUGCUCCGACAACAACAGGAGCAAGCUUCACUUCACAGACAAGUAUAGGUUAUGAGAAGGACAAGCGCCCUGCACAGAAGCGUAAAUUUCAGGAAUUGCCGGCUGCUGGAAAAGCUCAAGCAGCUGUAAAUCAGGUAAUUUCUCUGACCUUGUAUGAAGCUAACAGGCUGAUAGUGGAACUCUGUUGGACCUUUGUAUGUUUCACAGGAUUCCGGGAUAUGGAGGAGGCAUGGGGUUGCUGCGUUCUAUUUCAGUUUUAUGGUGCUGAUGCAAAGAUACCAUGCCCCUUCUGGUUUUGGCAUUCUGUCAAAUGUUAAUAUGCUAAUAUGAAAUGCACAUUAUUAACCAACUUUGCUUCAAGUACUAAAAGGGUAAUAAGAUCGAGCUCAUAAAUUUUGCCUGUGGGGCUUUCAAACAAUCUCAACUUUAAUGCAAAGAGAAAAUGUUUUCUAUUGGUAUCUGUAAAUAUUUACAUUUUCCAAACGUAAUGAUCUAAGCUCCUUGUAGCAAGUGAUAGAAGAAAAGUCAACUUGCAUAUCUUAAACUUCAAAUCCAAGUUGUUCAAGUUGAAAUAAAUAAUUCUUAGGAUCAUGCAUUUAUUUUAAACUUCCUUGCCUCCUAAUAUACAAGUAAAAGAAUGUUCAAGUAUGUUCUUGAAAAGCUCAUACUUUUACCUCCUUUUUUCCUGGAAUUUCUAAGUUUUCUGGAUGGGACUUUCCCUCCCUCUUUGGUUGCCAGAAUUCAUUGCAGGGUCCGGAGCUCCCAAUGCUUCAGGAACGAAUGUCAGACGCAGGUGAUAGAGGUAAAAUUGGUACUCCGGCUCCGAAAAAGUUGGUUAAGCCAUUAUCCAGUUCAAUGCUGCCGCCGCCGCCACCUAGAAUGAUGCCUCCGCCACCACCGCCACCUAAGUUUCAAUCAUCAUCGCAGAAAGUGCAGGACAACAA
This is a messenger RNA of Lycium ferocissimum, 2301 nucleotides long. RefSeq names its product protein RIK. Gene Ontology annotation, molecular function: RNA binding. The record is from RefSeq and is a predicted model, not a curated record. NCBI's taxonomy places the organism in Eukaryota, Viridiplantae, Streptophyta, Magnoliopsida, Solanales, Solanaceae. Gene Ontology annotation, cellular component: nucleus. The transcript has 11 exons. Bases 112 to 1674 code for a protein of 520 amino acids.